GAAACGGUCCAAGUCGAAAGAGUGUUGACAAAAAUUCCUCGGUCGAUGGUCGUUCUCAACGUAAAAAUGAUCGAAUUGAAUCGCCGCGAAUCUUCGGAUUUGAUAAAUUUACUUUCUGCUUUGAAAUAUAUGCGACGAAUUUAUUCAUUCGUUUCCUUACGUGUGACGUACGCACAUUCCUGGAAACGACAAAAACUACUUGAAGAAGCUCUGAAAACCACGGAAACGAAGCUCAACGUUGCGACACAUUUCUUUGACUUCCUGGAUUCGAACGCUACCUUGUUCGUGAAAAUUCUGUCAACACGCGCGAUAAUGUUUAUCAUGCGAUCCGCUCGAAUACUAAUUUGGAAGGGAAAUAAUUUGACAAUAUUCCGAAUUUAAAAUCGCGAUGCAACGAUCACCUUCGAUGAUUAGAUUAAGAGCACGUUCAUCGUAUUUACGUUUUUUCGGUAAUCAAAGGUGGGGCAAGUUAAUGGGCAGUUAAAGUUCGAGAAAAAUGGAACGAAACAUCUCAGUUUUAAUUGUGCAGGGGUCGAAUCCGUUGAGACUUUUCCAGGCGACUUAACUUUUUUGAACUCUCCGGUAACUCUCCUGAUCGAUAAAUCGACGAUAAAAAAAGUCAUGAUCGACCUUGCUGUAGAGAAAAAAUGGGGUGAGAGCAGAUUAUUAGACGCGACGAAUUUUCUUGCUUUCCUGCUCUUGAGUUACGUCUUGUGGACAAUACUGCGAUGGUGGCAUACAAAGAAAAAGUAUUGGAAAUAUUUUGACGAUAUUCCUGGACCACUCGGCUUACCAUUGAUCGGUAAUAUCGUCGAACUGAACGUUGAUCAUGACGAGCUCUACCAGCGACUUUUUGGCCUGAUAAUGCUGUGGGGGUACCGGGAAGGGAUAAACAAAGCAUGGGGCGGCUGGACUCCCUACGUAUUUCUGAGUAAAGCCGAAACCGUUGAAGCCGUUUUGAACAACAGUCGUCACAUCGAUAAAAGUUCAGAUUACAAAUUUUUGCAUCCAUGGUUGGGUACAGGACUCUUGACAUCUUCUGGAAAAAAGUGGUACCAUCGACGAAAGAUCCUAACCCCGAGCUUCCACUUCAGUAUUUUGGACGAUUUUCUCGAUGUUUUUUGCGAACAAACGGAGACGUUAAUCGAGAGACUGUCUUCGGAGGUCGAUCAAGGUGCUUUCAACAUUUUCCCGUACGUGACGCUGUGUACACUUGACAUAAUCUGCGAAACAGCAAUGGGACGACCAAUUCACGCACAAAAACACAGCGAUAGCGAAUACGUUCGAGCUGUUUACGAAAUCGGAAACAUAAUUCACACGAGACAAGCGAUAUUUUUGUAUCGUCCCGACUGCUUGUUCCGUUUGACAUCCCUCUACAAAAGACAUCAAGAGUGCGUUAAGGUUCUGCACAACUUUUCCUACAAGGUCAUUGCUGAGAGACGAGUGGAAAUAGAAAGGGAAAAAACAAACUUGCACGCGGACGGUCAAUUAGUGGAUGAAGCAACGGGCACGAAAAAUCGUCUUGCAUUUUUGGAUCUUCUAAUUGAGGCGUCAAAAAAUGGUACGGUAUUGUCGAACGAUGACAUACGAGAGGAAGUUGACACUUUCAUGUUCGAGGGUCACGAUACGACGUCGUCCGCAGUUUCUUGGACGCUAUAUCUGCUCGGAUGUCACCCGGAAUAUCAGGAAAAAAUCGUCGAAGAGCUCGAUGAAAUUUUCGAGGGCGAUCGUGAGCGUCGUCCCACCAUGAGAGACUUGAAAAACAUGAAAUAUCUCGAAAAAUGUAUCAAAGAAGCUCUGCGUUUGUAUCCCAGUGUUCCUUUCAUUGCGCGGAGAAUCUCCGAGCGAGUGAAAAUAGGUAAACACGUAGUGCCUGAAGGAACGACCGCCAUAAUAACCGUGCCAAUUUUGCAUCGGGAUGCCAAAGUUUAUCGGAAUCCCGACAAAUUUGAUCCCGAGCGUUUUUCACCAGAAAACUCAACGGGGCGCCACCCUUAUGCUUACAUUCCUUUCAGCGCUGGGCCACGAAAUUGUAUCGGUCAGAAAUUCGCUAUGAUGGAGGAAAAAGUGAUGAUAUCGGGAGUUCUACGAAAAUACAAAAUAACGGCAGCUGAGCGUCGUGAAGAUGUGAGAAUCGCAGCUGAGCUUGUUAUACGACCAACGAAUGGCCUCAAAUUGACGCUAACUCGGCGAAAGUAGUGUUAUUUAGUGAGCAAUUGUGUUUUCAAAAAAUCUUGGUACCCUACAUUAGCUCAUAUUUAUCUCUCUAGUGUAUUGUUAUGAGUGUUUUGCGCGACAACUUUUUAGAUCGUGUUAAGCUGUGUUAGUUCGUGUUCACCGCAAGAAUUUUAUGUGCAAUCAUGUUUUCCUUUCACUGCUCUCUCACAGUGUAACUGCGAAAUAGAAACGAGCACUUAUACUAGUUAAUUAAUGCAUGGAAGUUUCCCGAAAUUAUCGAAGAAGCUGUAAUUUAAAAGGAAUUUUGUUUUUUUUUGUUUUUUUUUCUCAUAAAUUCAUCACUACAAAAGAAAAUGUUUUAUUAGAAAACCAUAAAUUUAAUAAAAUGACACGAUUUUUAUUCCUCCAUUA
Venturia canescens is the source of this 2589-nucleotide messenger RNA. It is a transcript of the gene Cyp4c3, whose product is annotated as Cytochrome P450 4c3. Bases 622 to 2199 code for a protein of 525 amino acids. The record is from RefSeq and is a predicted model, not a curated record. Lineage: Eukaryota; Metazoa; Arthropoda; Insecta; Hymenoptera; Ichneumonidae. Gene Ontology annotation, molecular function: monooxygenase activity; oxidoreductase activity, acting on paired donors, with incorporation or reduction of molecular oxygen; heme binding. The transcript has 11 exons.